Ambispora leptoticha is the source of this 597-nucleotide messenger RNA. The record is from the annotation of a GenBank genome assembly. Lineage: Eukaryota; Fungi; Glomeromycota; Glomeromycetes; Archaeosporales; Ambisporaceae.
AUGAGAAAAGGGAUGAAAUUCGUCGGUUUCUUUGUUGCACUCACUAUUGCACUCGCAACCGUUUCCGCAUACCCAAUUGAAAAACGAACCUGUGACGUUGGAAUAAAUGGAAAUGUCGGCUGUGAUAACACCGGCACCGGAAACGUAGGAAACGGCAACGCUGGCAAUAACAAUGUAGGCAAUUAUAAUGGAGCCAAUUCGCCAGGACUCAACAACGGAAAUGACAACGUCGGAAGUGGAAAUGGUGCAGAUGCCGGUGGUGAUAAUAACGGAAACCAUAACAUCGGAAGUAAUAAUGGCGGUCAAGUUGGUGGUAGUGAUAACGGAAACUAUAACAUCGGUAGCACAAAUGGAUUCCAUGAUGGUUUAGGAAAUGCAAAUGACGGAACAUCUGGAAAUCGUAAUGGAAACGCCAACAUUGGUGGUUUGAAUGGCUCGUUUAAUGGAAACGAAAACGGUGGAAGCAAUAAUGGAAAUGAUAGCGGAAACAAUAAUCUUUCGACUUUAAAUGGCAGUUUCGAUGGAAACGGUAAUGGUCCGAAUAGUUCUAACAAUGGUAACCAGAACGGAAACGACAAUGGUCCACAGAAUAUCUGA